Messenger RNA from Linderina pennispora, 2894 nucleotides. RefSeq lists its product as uncharacterized. The record is from RefSeq and is a predicted model, not a curated record. The coding region runs from base 7 to 2556 and encodes 849 amino acids. The transcript has a single exon. Lineage: Eukaryota; Fungi; Kickxellomycota; Kickxellomycetes; Kickxellales; Kickxellaceae.
AUGAAUAUGUCACGACAGCUCCUCAAUUCGACAACUGCUCUGAAUUCUCUUUUCAUUCGCGGCUAUGCCACUGUGUGCAGCCCCCAGCAGCGGGCUACGCAGCCGGCUGCCCCUCCAAAGCCUGUACUUGCGCAAACCCUUUUGGCUGAUAUCAGCAGCAGAGCAGCAGCACUAGCAGCCAGUGAUAGCUGGUCAACAGACAACGAACGACAGAUGGUUACGGUGCUAGAAACAUGCCAGCAGCUACUUGGAAAUGCCCACACUUCUGCCGAGACCCAGCAGCUGUGCCAGGUCGCCGACCAGCUGGGCCAAAAGAUCAUCAUGGGCAAGAGCAAGAGCAGUCUAUCGCUGCUGCCGUUUACGCGAUACCUCGAGUUCUACGCGCAGCUGGGUCGACCAGAUAUUACACAGCUGGCCUUUAGCCGGAUCCGGCGGCAAUGGCGGCAGCCGUCGAUCUCAGUAUACUCAGCGCAGCAGCGCGCACUGCUCAGGUUCGCAGCAGACCGUGCCAGCGGUCUGCAGCUCCUGGCCUGCACAAUAUCGCACGAAACUCCAGCACUAGCUGCGCAGUCUGUCGAGAGUCGGCUGAUAGAGACCUCUGUGAGGCAGAUUGUCGAGGACGCGUUGGCAUGGGAACGCCGGACUCGUCGACUGGUUAAGGUAUUUGAGUAUGGAUCGUACUCGGCCCUGGCAAUGCUGAUUGCCAAGUGGGCAUGGAUUGGAAACAGCGUAGUACUCGCAGGCAUGGGAGUCGUACCCAAAGCAGUGGCCUCAGCAGCUGUGCUGGGAGUUUCAGCCGCAAUAGUCCGUAUGGCUGUCAAGCACUCGGUGAUGGGAUCGCUAACUGUGCCGGCGCUGGCCGAGACUACUGCACCGCAUACAGCCAAUACAGUACAGGCACAGGAUGGCGAAUCGGAGGCGCGGCGGAUUCUGAGUCGCGCAUUCCCUGCAUCACCGUCAGACGAAGCCAUGAUGGAGAUCAGCGAGAUUCUGAAGACUGCAAAGGCAACGAGGUCGCAGGCUAUGUCGUGGAAGCUGCGCCUGGCCUUAAUGUGGAGUCGGUUUGCAAGACGGUUCGCUAUCGUUGAACCGGUGCUGAUGAGCGAUCGGGCGCUUACGCAGAGGCUUUGUGUGCUGUGGGCACGCAACAUCACGCAAAUGGUACCUUCGGACGUUAAGACUGGCGAUUUAGCCACUGAGGCGGUGUGCUCGGAGGCGCUUUUGGAAUGGAUCGCAUUUGUCGAGCGAGAGAAUGGCGAAUCGCCGCUGGUACUAGGCCAUGACGGGAUCGUCGAUAGUGCACGGUUCGCUGCUAGACAUACUGAUGCCAACACGAUCAAGCGAUUCCUGGAGUUUUCAUUUUCUGGCGCACUGUCCUUAAUGCGUGGCCUGGAUUCUGGCAGUUCGACACAUUUGGACGAGCAGUCGAUGAACCAGGCAGGGAGUGUGGUUACAGUGGCAGACAGUCGUGUAGCAAUGAACGCCGCCGACAACCCUGCUCACCGAACUGCCGCUACGAUCCUUGUAUCAAUAACUAUCGUCAACCAACUUCUCAAUCAGGCACGCGAGUCCCGUGGACCAACAGACCCAGCAUCGUGCGGAAAGUUAUUUGUUGCGCUCAACACCGUACUAGCAUCAGAAAGCUGCCCAAUUCCGGUCUCGCUCUAUUAUGCCGCGUUUCGCGCAGCUGCUGUGCUCAAUGAUACAGUGCUGUCUGACAGAUUGGCGCAACGGUUUAGAGACAGUUUUGUAAAGGGCGAUCCAUAUAUUGCCAAGGCCGUACGAAGCGACCGUGAUUCUACUGCUAUGGGCUGGCGGCUCGGCAGUGCGGCUCCGACAAGCGUUCCGCCUAUAGUGCGCUGUGUUUCGCCUUACCUAUCUAUGCUCGCACAACAGGACGUGACCAGCAACACUAGGCAAGAUGCAGUAUGCGAACUCGUUAAGAGCUGGAAAAGAAUUGGCCUGCUUGACCACGCAGCAGCAACGAUGGCCUUGGUUACCGCUGUAAAAGGGAUAGAUACGACCCAAGCACAUCCUAUGCUUGUGCCAACUGUCCAGCGGUGGAUGGAUCUCGGGCAGACCAUCUUUUCCGGUGUUCCACAAGGUACAUCCACAACCGACAAGGUCCGCGAAGCAGAGUGCGCUCGUGCACUCUAUUACCUCGCUACCCGCGUAAUGGAGCUUGGAACCACAAUUGGGCAUUUGGAGCUUGGCUUCCAGGCCCACAGCAUCGCAUCGGAGUCGAUCAAGCAGCGCUCGUAUUUAGAGACAUUUGCGCCGUCUGACUACAAUGAGCAGUCGAUUCGCGUGUUUUCGAGUAUGGCUGAGCAGCACGCGCCGAGCGAGCAGUCACAGGUUUGUGUGCAUAUGGCUAUAUCAGUACUGGAUCAGAUGCGCACACUUGGACAGACCCCGCAGUGGCAAACAUUUGAUGCGCUGUGUGUGGCUGCAGCAAAAUCAUAUGUAGACAUUGAGAAGCAGGUGUCGGUUUGGACCAAGCUUAUCAAGGAUCGAGCGCAGGCGAAGAAGCUCAGCAACUUUGCAAAAUCUUUGUAACCAUAUGCCCAUGGAUACCAUGGCAAUAGUUCUGCUAGUUGAACCAGGCUAGCCAUAAACAACCCAAGAGUAUCAACACUAUUUCAACCUUUAUACCAUCUCAAUCGCCCACGAAGCAUUAUACCAUGCGGUUUACAUACAUGACGAUGGUUGCACAAGUGGGGACGGUUUAAGAAUGCUGGGCGAGAGAGACUUGAUGCUACCUGAAACGCGCGUACUGGUGGCAGACGGAUCCUAGCGCAGCCACGGAGCGGGCCAAUAAAUACGGCUGGCUAGACUGACCUCCAUAGGAUACACGCUCAAUCGUCAUCUCCACUCCUGGCCAAUAUAUUUUCGUG